AUGUCUGUUUUCCCCAAACUCCUGUGUCGCAAACCUCGCGCCCAGAAUGCUGGUGGGAGCGGGGGCCUCUGGGAGACUUGCAGCCCCCAGACGGUGAGAGACGCGGGUCCGUCGUUCGUAAGCUGGGGCGUUGUGUCCUCGCAGCCCGGAUGGACUGAGGCAGAAACGGUACCCGGAGUGGGUUGCUGCUGUAUAAACACGCCUACAACCGGGGAAGCGGCUUUGGAACUGGGUAGCGAGCAGAGUCUGGGAGAGUUUGGGGUGCACGCCGGAGGGAGCCCCCACUGCCACGAACGGACGGUUCCGAAUGUGCGCAUCGACCCCAGCAGCCUGUCCUUCAACAUGUGGAAGGAGAUCCCCGUCCCCUUCUACCUGUCCGUCUACUUCUUCGACGUGGUCAACCCCAGCGCCGUCCUCCUGGGCGAGAAGCCGCAGGUGCGGGAGCGCGGGCCCUACGUGUACAGGGAGUUCAGGCACAAGAGUAACAUCACCUUCAAUGACAAUGACACCGUGUCAUUCCUCGAGUACCGCAGUUUCCAGUUCCAGCCUGACAGGUCCCACGGCCUGGAGAGUGACUACAUCGUCAUGCCCAACAUCCUGGUCUUGGGCGCGGCGAUGAUGAUGGAGAACAAGCCCAUGAGCCUGAAGCUGAUCAUGACCUUGGCGUUCAGCACCCUCGGAGAGCGUGCCUUCAUGAACCGCACCGUGGGCGAGAUCAUGUGGGGCUACGAGGACCCUCUGGUGCACCUCGUCAACAAGUACCUGCCAAACAUGUUUCCCUUCAAGGGCAAGUUUGGGCUCUUUGCGGAGCUGAACAACUCCAAUUCUGGGCUCUUCACCGUGUUCACGGGGGUCAAAGACUUCAGCAGGAUCCAUCUCGUGGACAAGUGGAACGGGCUUAGCAAGGUCAAAUACUGGCAUUCCGACCAGUGCAACAUGAUCAAUGGGACGUCUGGACAGAUGUGGGCGCCGUUCAUGACCCCCGAGACCUCACUGGAAUUCUACAGCCCUGAGGCCUGCCGGUCCAUGAACCUGGUCUACAAGGAGUCAGGGGUGUUCCAAGGCAUCCCCACCUAUCGCUUCGUGGCCCCCAGCACCUUGUUUGCCAACGGCUCCACCUACCCGCCCAACGAGGGCUUCUGCCCCUGCCUGGAGUCUGGGAUUCAGAACAUCAGCACCUGCAGGUUCAAUGCACCCUUGUUUCUCUCCCACCCUCACUUCUACAACGCCGACCCGAUGCUGGCAGAGGCGGUGCGUGGCCUCCACCCCAACCCAGAGGAACAUUCCUUAUUCCUGGACGUCCACCCGGUCACCGGGAUCCCCAUGAACUGCUCUGUGAAACUACAGCUGAGCCUGUACGUCAAGGCCGUCCAAGGCAUCGGACAAACAGGGAAGAUCGAGCCAGUAGUCCUGCCGUUGAUGUGGUUUGAGGAGAGCGGGGCAAUGGAAGGUGAGCCCCUGCAGACCUUCUACACCCAGCUGGUGUUGGUGCCCAGUGUGCUACACUAUGCCCAGUACGUCCUCGUCGGGCUGGGCUGCGUCCUGCUGUUCAUCCCCAUCAUCCAUCAGAUCCGGAGCCAGGGUCCCAGAGACGUCACCAGCCAGCCCAGCGUGGCCACUGAGCCGGACCGGCUCCCCAGCCCCUGCACCCCGCUUCUUCAGGACUCCCUCGGCGGACAGCCCACCAGUCCCAAAGCCUGAGCCCCC
Molecule: messenger RNA, 1707 nt
Organism: Herpailurus yagouaroundi (jaguarundi)
Lineage: Eukaryota; Metazoa; Chordata; Mammalia; Carnivora; Felidae
Gene: SCARB1
Product: scavenger receptor class B member 1
Exons: 13
Coding region: 1-1701 (566 amino acids)
Biological process (GO): recognition of apoptotic cell; cholesterol efflux; plasma lipoprotein particle clearance
Cellular component (GO): caveola; cytoplasm
Molecular function (GO): scavenger receptor activity; lipid binding; low-density lipoprotein particle binding
Source: RefSeq, a predicted model, not a curated record